This is a messenger RNA of Sphaeramia orbicularis (orbiculate cardinalfish), 1244 nucleotides long. It is a transcript of the gene nmbb, whose product is annotated as neuromedin Bb. Gene Ontology annotation, molecular function: neuropeptide hormone activity; neuromedin B receptor binding. Gene Ontology annotation, biological process: neuropeptide signaling pathway; positive regulation of hormone secretion. Gene Ontology annotation, cellular component: neuron projection. The record is from RefSeq and is a predicted model, not a curated record. NCBI's taxonomy places the organism in Eukaryota, Metazoa, Chordata, Actinopteri, Kurtiformes, Apogonidae.
UGUGUUGCCCUUGAUGGAAGCAACUAUCACCUGUGCUCUUUAUGGCUCAUACAGUUUAUCACAAUGAUACACAAUCAUCUAUAUAUCCUGUCAGUAUGUGUAUGUUUAUGAAUGGAAUUAAGGAUAAUUUAAAUAAUGAAAGUGUAGCCUACCCAGAGGAAACGUCCUGAAAGACAUACCACAGAUGAUUCAGCAUCCUUUAGAGAAGCACCCCAAGAGAUUCUGAAUUAUUUCAACGGACAGGGGAAAUACAAUUUAACAGAAUCAGCCGUGGCCAAAUCUUUCAGUUUUAUCAUGCUUGUACAACUGAGGAACUGAGAUGAUCGUUUUUGCGCGCGCACACCGAGUUUAAGAAGAGUUGUGCCAUGCGUAAAAGACGCACAACGGUUCCAAUGAAAGCUUGAUAAUGAGUCGAAUGACUCACAUUUCCACUUACGCAGCCGCCCAAAAUGAAAACACGCAACACAAACUGAGCCCACCCCGUCCAGGACAGGCUGUAUAUAAGUGGGAUGCGUGUGAGCAAACCCAGUAGCAACAGGAGUCACUUGGACGUUUGCGCCCUGGAGGACAGUUCGACACCCGCGUUGAGAUGAAAGGGUUUACACUGAACAAUGUUUGCCACUGUGGCUUAUUUGCUUAUCUUGUCUUAUUUCUUUUAUGCCUUUUACUGCUGCUGUGAGUUUUUGACUUGACUGAGCUUAGGAAUAAAGUUGCAAAAAUUAAAGUGAAUCCAAGAGGCAAUCUUUGGGCAACGGGACAUUUCAUGGAAAAGAGUGUGAUGGACACCCCACUGCUGCCUUCAUCUGAAGGGCAGAGCAUCCAUGCUCCAGAAGUCUCCCUGCCCGCAGAGCAGACCGCUCUGGGGGAGCUUUCAGAGUUCCUUCGGAUGGCGUUGGAGGCGCAGAUGGCUCCACAAGAGAGCCGCUCCGAAAGCCAGGAGGCGGACUGGUUGAUGAAGAUUUUAGAAAGCUAUAUCCAAAACACAAAGUGAUACAAAGGAUGUAGGGGUCUGGCACGCAUGAGAACGGAUCCGAGGUCACCUGGCCUCAGUGGUUAAAAUAAAUGAGUCACCCACCGUAAACAGUCUCCUGCUUAUCAUGAUUGUAAUUUCCUGUAACUGUCAUAUUCACAUCUCAUGUGUCAAUUGCAAUACAAGUAGAGGGUUUUUCAAUUUAUUUUCAUGAUGAUACUGAACAUUGUGUUGUUGUUUAAAGUUAUUUAUAUUAAAUAAAUAAUUAUUUGCA